UAUCAAAUACUACAUCCCUAACUUGCUACAUUUAGUGGGCCUGAUUAUGAUACAACUGUAAUACAUGUACCAUCAUCAUACACAUAGUAAUUAUAUCAAGGCCUUGAAUGGGGGCCUCCAGUGUUUUUUACAGAAGGGUGUGGAAUUGAGACAAGCAAACCUAUCAUGUAUACAAGAUCAGCAAACCAAUGGCCACAGUUGCAUGCAGUUGUGUGUAAGGACUCGAUCAGGUGGAGGGUGAGUAAACAUGUAGUGAUGCCACCUUGUACAUUGUAAUUGCAUAGAGGGAGGCUCUUUCCCUUAGACUAAGGGGAAUGACCAUGCAAAUGCUAAUUACCAUACAAUCAGGCUUAUAUAGUCAGGGAUCUAUUGUCUUCUUUCAAGACUAGUAACUAGUACAGGCCCCGAGGGCAUUAUGUAAUCCAUAAUUAUGGCAUGUUGCACAAGGGCGCCUGCAAUAACAGUAUGUCAGAUAUAGACUCCGACGCAAGCCGUGAGGCCCGUGACUUCUGCAUGACAAAAAGUCGUAGUGACAGCUGACCAACAUUAAUUUUGCCAUGAUACAGUAGGUAGACUGACCCUAUGCUUUUUUUUUCACCCAUUAUUCUGUUUGACAUUGUAUCAACAGUACUAUAAAGUUAUGGCUGUUGAAAGAUAUUCAACUACGUGUACAUGUAUACACACACACUCCGGCUAAAACAUUGUACGACUCAUAUAAAAUCCAAUUAUUCUCGUAAAAAAUCUGUCCAAAUGUGAUUAUUAAGACGUAGGCAAAUUAAGACGUAGACAUAUAUAAGACGUAGACAUAAACACAGCACACAACGACACAAGCCAUAAUUAAUAUAUCACGAUUCUCAUUGUUAUCUUGUUGACUUGAACUGAUUCAUAAUAGCCAUUUUUGCAUGAGAAUAUCGUUAUGCAAAACGUAAUGUAAUUAACUUGGUGUGGCCUCUAUUGACAUGCCAGAGGUUGAUAUUCCCUGAAUGCUAAAUCCAUACUUUCUAUUUUUAGCGGUGACAAUACUAUAUUUGUAUUGCUAUUGAGUGCAUUUCUAUACUGGCCUGGAGCCUAUAUACAUUGUAUAGACAUAAUAGAUCUAUAAUUAUGAUAGUCUAUAAUAAUUAUUAUAGCUUGCUGUAGUUUUUGUGUGCUAGUGUUGUUCUAUAGUUGUUGCAGUACUAGUCAGUAGCAGCCACAUACUGUUGGAGGUUGCUAGCACAAGGACUUGGCAUGAGACAAUGGCCACUGGGAAAAACUCAGAUGCUCAAGAACAGCUGGCUGUGGAUCUGUGGGAGGCUGUUAUAGAUGAUGAUGUCAGCAAGGUGAGGUCCUUGUUGGGACAGGGGGCCAACCCCAAUCACCAGCUGUAUUGGAGUGUAGAUUGGUAUCAGUUUUGGAAGAAAAAUAGAUACCCUCCAGUACAUGAAGCAUGCAAGGAAGGUUACCUGGAAAUCACCAGGGCACUUGUUAGUGGCGGAGCUGAUAUUGAGAAAGGGGGUGGAUAUUGGGGAGGGACUGCAUUUCACUAUGCGUGUCGAGGAGGACAUAAAGAGACUGUUGUGUACCUGUCACAAUAUGUUAAUUGCUUUAUUGAUGUGAGAGACAAGUACAGCCUAACACCACUGCACUAUGCUUGUACGGGUGGAAGUAUUGAAGUUGUGCAGUACCUAGUGAUAAUGCUGAAGUGCAAUUUUGGUUUAAGAGAUAAGUACAACCAGAUACCACUGCACUGUGCUUGUUAUCAUGGUCACAAAGACGUUGUACAGUGGUUAGUGGAGGAGUGCAAGUGUGAUGUUGAUAUGACUGAUUAUGGCGGGAGGACUCCUCUUGACGUGGCAGUAUACGAAGGUCGCACUAAAGUUAUUGACUAUCUUAAGUCUCUACGGAUGCGCUCUACUUCAGAAUCCGAACCAGCCAGUUUUAAAAACCAAAGCUACUUGCAAAAACUGGAUGAGCUGCUGGCCGACAAAACUAAUACGAUUGAGCUUCAGUACCUCAAGAUGCACUUUAUCAGUCCCUCGGGUGUUGGAAAAACAACCACUCGACAGCGUCUUGUUAGAUCGAUUAUUAACCUGUCUUUGCUGCCCGAAGAUCAAAGGAAACGUUGCAGUACAUUUCUUGCCGAGUGCGAACAAAUAUUGGCCUUUGUAGACAAAUCUGGAACAAAGCUUGAAUUCAAAACAUCUUCAAAUCUGGAGGAGGAAACACAGUUUAUCUUCUCUUACCUUAUGUCAUGUGAAAACAGCACCAUCAGCAAUAUUAGUCCACCUGAUAAACAGCCGAAAAAAUCACAAGGUUUCGCCUCUUCAAAAGAAACAACUAAUGUCGAGAAAGAACCUCUUAACAAGAGCGAUGAAACCGUCUCAACUGGACUGGAGAGACAAAAAGUUAUGAAUGUGUCUGUGACCACAGUUGAUGUUGGAAAGGUUGUCACAAGACUCCGUAGUAUUGUGGGUUCGGGAAAGUACAGCAAAGAGCUGCAAAGCAAUGUCCUACUCAAUCUGGUUGAUAUUGGAGGGCAGCCUGGAUUCAUGGAGAUGUUUCCAUUCCUAAGCAAAGGUGCAGGAAUUUUUCUGUCAUUCUUUCGACUGGACAAAGACCUCGAUGACUUGUGUCAAGUAUCCUACGAACGAGGUAGUGACAAGAUCACACCAUAUGUUUCAACUUAUACAAGCAGAGAAACGCUCUCUCAAGUCCUCUCAGCUAUCAGCCACUAUACGAAGAUUGACUCGGAUAUUGAUCGUGAGUUGUGCAAUAAACUUGGCAAACUAGGCUCCGCUAAGCCUGUUGCUACCCUCAUAGGUACUUUCAAGGAUGAACUUGAAAUGCAAAUCAAGGUGGAUCUUUUGUAUGAGAAAUUUUGUACGUCAAGAAAAGCUGUGAACAAGACACGUACCACUGCCAGCAAAAGUGACAGCACCACUACCAGCAAGAGUGAUAGUAUCACUGCCAGCGAGACCACUGCUCAAAAUAUUGAGAUUUCCCACGAACAAAACAAAGCAAUUCGGAACAUUUUGACUCGAAAAAAGUAUAAUGAUAAGCAAGCCAACGUCAGUGCAGAAGACAUGGCUGCCAUUCAGCGAACAGUCAGCCAACACCUUAACUCAGAUGCUUUCAAAAAAGACGUCAAAGACCGUUUAGAGCAGAAGUUGGAAGAGAAAAACGAAGCCGUGAGCACGAUUACCAGCAAGUUUGAAGAUUUACUUUCUAACCCAAAAGAUAGGAACUUCAUACCAGUUGACAACUAUGAAGGCACUGAUUCUGAUAUGGAUCCUCUUCGUGAACAUCUUCGUGGCAUAUUGAGUAGCUAUUUCAAAGAUACCAACCUUCGAAUUCGCCCACAGCAGCUUUUGUUUGGAGUUGUUCUGAGAAAGGAGUUUGACAUUGUAUCUAUCGAAGAUUGCAUUCGUAUCGGUACCGAGGGGUUAAAUAUGAGAGAAGAGGAGGUUCGAUUCACCGUUUGGUACCUGGAGCUUUGA
This is a messenger RNA of Halichondria panicea, 3479 nucleotides long. RefSeq lists its product as uncharacterized. Gene Ontology annotation, molecular function: protein binding. The coding region runs from base 1239 to 3479 and encodes 746 amino acids. The record is from RefSeq and is a predicted model, not a curated record. The transcript has 6 exons. NCBI's taxonomy places the organism in Eukaryota, Metazoa, Porifera, Demospongiae, Suberitida, Halichondriidae.